AUGGCAGCCAGGCCCGGACCAGGGCCCUGGCAGGAGGCCCCACGGCCGCCUCGCUCCGUGGGAGAGAGGUUUCUGAAACGCCAGCUGAAAGGUUUCUUCCAUCCAGACAUCACAGGCCAGUCAGGAGCAGAGGUGGCUGAGUCUCAGCAGAGCCAGGAGGCUAGCGCAGCGGGCACUCAUUGCCCCAAAGCUGACUCUGCUGGUUUUGAGGAUGACCAUGUUGAGACUGCACAAGAUAUACCAGUGAAUGAAGUGCCAGAGACUGAAGCUUUCUCCCACAUGCACACAGACAGGAUAUUUUUCAUUCAUUUAGCCAACAAGCAACUGCGAAACAUCUUGCCAGAGGUCUCGAGUCUAGAAUAUCUGGAAGAGCUGCACAUGGAAAAGAACCUGAUUGUAAGCAUCCCAGACAUCAAUCACCUGAGGCACACAAAGAUCCUCUACUUGGAUCAGAAUUACAUACAGGGCAUAUGCGAACUGGGGGAGCUGAAAUGUCUUCUAAGCUUAAAUCUAAGUAACAAUCCCCUCUCCUGUAGUUUGCUGCCAGUUAUCAGCAAGUUGCAGCCCCUUUGUCAGCUAGCCUAUAAAACAAACUUGCAUGAAAUCCCAGUGCAGGUCUGCGAAUACCUCCAUCGUGUUGAACUGCUUGGCCUUUCUGACAAUUAUUUCAAGAGUCUGCCUAAAGAAAUAGUGAACCUGCAAAAACUCAAGGAAAUUUACCUCCAGAAAAAUAGACCUGAAAGUUUUCCCAAGGAGCUUUGUCAUAUUGCUAAUUUAGAAAUAAUAGAUCUGGAACAAAAUCUGAUCAGUCUCAUCCCAGAAGACAGAGACUUUUUGACAAACUUAGUUAAGCUAUUUUUAGGUUUUAAUAACUUAUCCUCCAUUCCUCCUACACUGCAACACUGCCAGAAGCUGCCUGUGCUGGAUCUGUCUCAAUCUCCGCACAAGCUUCCCCCAGGUUUGAAGAAUCUCACUGAAAUGAGAGCACUCAGACUGUCUGCUAACAGCCUGGAGAAGUUCCCAAACCAGAUCCGCUGCUGGCUGUCUCCUUCCCGUGUUUAUCUGAGGAACACUGGACUGCACACAGUACCCAGGUCUUUCAUCAGAUUAACCAGUGUCAGGAUACUAGAUCUGAGUGAAAAUUGCUUUGAUGAUAUUCCUAAAGGACUAUGCACUAUGAAAAAUCUGGAAGUAUUGGCCCUGGAUGACAAUCAGAUACAGGAGAUACCUGCAGAGGUGAAAGAACUGACAAAUUUGAAAUGCCUUAGCCUGUCUGAAAACCAAUUCAGUAUCUUUCCAAAGCAAACCUUUCUCCUGGAGUCAUUAGAGAAAUUAUAGCUGGGACAAAAUAAAGCAAUUAAAUUCACAAGUCUGCCAGAAGACAUCAGCAAAUUGCAGAAUCUGAAGGAACUGCAUACAGAGAAUAAUUGUCUGGAGUACCUGCCCACAGCCAUCAGCUCAUUGACCCACUUGAAAAUAUUUGACUGUCAUAACAAUCUCCUUAAACAGCUCCCAGACUCUGUAUGCCAAAUACAAGGUGAAAUACAGUCUUUGUACAUAGUCAUUUACUACUCUAAUCAAAGGGUCUGGAGGACUACAGUGUUAGUCUCCUCCCUGCAUGGGUCGAUGAAUCAGAAGGGAACUGGACCUUUCUUGACACUUAAGAAUCUAACGAAAAAAAGAAAGAAGGAAAAGGAAAGGGGAAAAGAGAAGCCUGUAAAAGCCUCAAAAGCAAAAAGUGAUAUUUGGGCAGAAAAAUGCACAGGGCUCUUUUCAUUUACAAGAAGGGCAAAUGCGAGCAGAGAUAAGCGAGUAGGAGAUAAGCAGUAUUAA
Messenger RNA from Haliaeetus leucocephalus (bald eagle), 1833 nucleotides. It is a transcript of the gene LRRIQ4, whose product is annotated as leucine-rich repeats and IQ motif containing 4. The record is from RefSeq and is a predicted model, not a curated record. Lineage: Eukaryota; Metazoa; Chordata; Aves; Accipitriformes; Accipitridae. Gene Ontology annotation, molecular function: protein binding.